GUUGGGCCGGACUGGACAGUGGAUUCCAUCAUUCUUCAAAUUGCUUCUCCCCUAUAAAUUAGACACCGGCCGGCCACCCAAUACCCAAAAUCUCACCUUCAUCCACAAUCACGAAACAAAAAUAACGGAGAGAUUAAUUGAACGUAGCUAUGGUGAGAUACAUCCUACUGCUCCUCUGUUUGUUCAUCAUCACGUUAGCCAGCGGGCAGAACUGCGGCAGUCAAGCCGGGGGCAGCAGCUGCGCCGGUAACCUGUGUUGCAGCCAAUGGGGCUACUGUGGAAUCACCGAUGAUCACUGCAACCCUUCCAAAAACUGCCAAAGCAACUGCAGCCCAGGUGGUGGCGGCGGUGGCGGUGGCGGUGGCAAGAGUGCUUCUAAUGUCCGGUCAACCUAUCAUUUGUACAACCCUGAGCAGAAUGGGUGGAGCUUGACCGCAGUCAGCGCGUAUUGCUCGACCUGGGACGCCGACAAGCCCUUGUCCUGGCGCCAGAAGUACGGUUGGACCGCGUUUUGUGGGCCGGGUGGACCGCACGGCCAGGCUUCUUGUGGCCGCUGCUUGAGUGUGACGAACAAGGGAACGGGCGCCCAAGAAACGGUGAGGAUCGUGGACCAGUGUAGCAACGGAGGGCUGGAUCUGGACGUUGGUGUUUUCAGGCGGCUUGACACUGAUGGAAGAGGGAACGAUCAAGGCCACCUCAUGGUUGACUACAAGUUCGUCGACUGUGGAGACUAAGUAAUUUGACCUGUUCAUCUAUAUAUGUACAUUAUUGCAAACAUAGAUGCAUGCUGCGGUAAGAAAUAAAAGAACGAUUACAAAAUAAAAUAAGCAUGGUAGCCG
Linum tenue is the source of this 839-nucleotide messenger RNA. Lineage: Eukaryota; Viridiplantae; Streptophyta; Magnoliopsida; Malpighiales; Linaceae. The record is from the annotation of a GenBank genome assembly.